Cicer arietinum (chickpea) is the source of this 1156-nucleotide messenger RNA. Its product is annotated as probable 2-oxoglutarate-dependent dioxygenase AOP1. The record is from RefSeq and is a predicted model, not a curated record. NCBI's taxonomy places the organism in Eukaryota, Viridiplantae, Streptophyta, Magnoliopsida, Fabales, Fabaceae.
UAUUGUCAUGAUAUAUAUAGUUGUAUCUUGUGUGAUAAAAGUAUAAUCCACAUAUUGUAAUAGUGUAAAAGAAAAAAUAACAAAGAAAAAUGGGCACUGAGAGUGAGAUUCCACUUUUGGAUUUUCGUAAGGUAAAUGGAGUGACAUUAGAAGAAGGGAGUGAAGGGUGGAAAGAAAUGAGCAAGAAAGUGAGAGAAGCAUUUGAGAGUCAUGGUUGCUUCCUCUUGUUAUGUGAUCAGAUUCCAAAUGAUUUACGUGGACAAAUAUUUACAGACAUGAAAUCAUUGUUUGAUCUACCCGAAGAGACCAAGAAGAAAUUUUCUGGUGCAAAAGCUUAUAGAGGCUACACAGCUAAUAGCCAUGUUAUUCCUCAUUGUCAAAGCUUUGGAAUUGAUGAUGCUCUUAAACCAGAUACAACUGAAAAUUUCACUAAUCUCAUGUGGCGUCAAGGAAAUCCAACUUUCUGCGAGACACUCAGUUCAUUGACCUCAAAAACACGAGAUCUGAGUACACUUAUUUUGAAAAUGAUUAUUGAGGGUUUUGGACUUCCACAACAAUACAUCUUAGAUGUUGAAGAACUGAAUAACUCCAACGAUACACGAAUGACUAGGUACCAACUUCCUAAAGAAAACAAGGAUCUUGAGAUUGCUUUGGUACCCCACACUGACAAAGGCACCUUAGCUGUCAUAUGUCACAAUGAAGUCCAAGGUCUCCAGGUUUUACCCAAAACAGGUGAAUGGGUUGACGUAAUUAUUCCUCCAAAUGGUUAUAUAGUACUUGUUGGUGAUAUGUUGAAGGCAUGGAGCAAUGGAAGGUUUCAAGCACCCACACACAGAGUCGUGACAAAGGGAGAUAAAGAGAGAUUAGCUUUUAUACUUUUUACUGUACCAAAGGAAGAUAUGACCAUUAAGGUGCCAUCUGAGUUGGUGGAUGAUGAAAAUCACCCUCUUCGUUAUAGACCAUUCAAAUAUGAGGACUUUAUAGAUUUUCAUUAUUCAACUCGUACAGAAAAGGGAGUGCUUGAAGAAUUUGCUGGACUUUGAUUUCUUAUCAUGUGAUGCAAGACCGUGCCCUUUAUUAUGUAAUAUGAAAAGUACUUGAACUUUCAAAUAUUCAAUAAAUUUGGAUCAAUAAAAUGUAGUGUCUUUUAAAAAAA